AUGUUUAGUGAAUUACGUCGAAUGAACGUGCGACAGGUCGCCUUACAAUUCUUGAACAUCCUGACAAUUGCAGCAUCUGCGCUCAUGAUUUGGAAGGGAUUGGCUGUUGUCACAAAUACAGAGAGUCCCAUCGUAGUGGUUCUGAGUGGCAGUAUGGAGCCAGCCUUUCAUCGUGGUGAUUUAUUAUUUCUUACACUACCAAGAAAAGCACCUGUUGAAAUAAACGAUAUUUGCGUAUUCAAGUUACCAGAAAGACCUAUUCCCAUUGUACACAGAGUUGUCAAGAUUCACGAAGACGCAAAGACGAAAAAGGAAUACAUUUUGACAAAGGGUGAUAACAAUGCUCGAGAUGACCGUGCUUUAUACAACAGAGGGCAGAUGUGGAUCAACAGAGAGCAUGUUGUAGGAAAAGUCAGAGGAUUCUUGCCUUACGUUGGCAUGGUUACUAUUCUAAUGAACGAUUAUCCUUGGAUGAAAUUUGCAUUACUAGGUGUACUUGGUUUAUUUGUGCUUAUUCACAGAGAAUAA
This is a messenger RNA of Mucor velutinosus, 528 nucleotides long. RefSeq lists its product as uncharacterized. The transcript has 5 exons. Bases 1 to 528 code for a protein of 175 amino acids. Gene Ontology annotation, molecular function: serine-type endopeptidase activity. Lineage: Eukaryota; Fungi; Mucoromycota; Mucoromycetes; Mucorales; Mucoraceae. Gene Ontology annotation, cellular component: signal peptidase complex; membrane. The record is from RefSeq and is a predicted model, not a curated record.